AUGGAUACAAUAGGCAGAAGGGAUCCAGACUAUUACUGCUUUCCCAAAGCUGCUGAAUGGAUGCUCAAUAGUAAUCCAAUCGGAACUGUUGCUAAUUUGACUUGUGGUGAUUUAUUUCAAAGUGAACAUAGAUUUAAUUGGCGCAAUAUUACUAAUGGCGAAUUAAUCGUAAGCCUUCCCCGAAAACCCUUAGUAGAAUUAUGCGGAGUAGGACCGAGCACUACAGAAAUAACAAUCAUCACCACCACCACUACCCGAACUAUAAAUCCCGCUCUAAUCAUUGGCUUAGCUAGUGGUAUGGACGUUUUGGGAAUAAUAGCUAUUACUUUCGCAGCUUCCUUUAUCAUUAUUUACAAGAAAUAUCAAAGGUUAAAAAUCAUUUCCGUCAGUGAUGUGAUACUUUGUAGUUUUCAAAAUAAAAUUGUUUUUAUUAGCCUCACUUCCUAA
Messenger RNA from Ambispora gerdemannii, 447 nucleotides. NCBI's taxonomy places the organism in Eukaryota, Fungi, Glomeromycota, Glomeromycetes, Archaeosporales, Ambisporaceae. The record is from the annotation of a GenBank genome assembly.